AAGCUGCUUGAGCUGUAAAACGUAAAGGUGACUGAAAUUUCGAAAAUAAUGUUGACGACACAUCUUCCCAGAAUUAACCGAGAUGAUCUCGAGACACGGAUAAGAGAACAAACAUAUUAUUCGCGAGAGAUACUCCAGAUAUCAGCUAUCGUGAUCAGCUGUGAUCUAUCGCGCAUCUCAUCGCGCUGUUCCAUCUUUUAUCGUGCCCUUAUUCCGUGUCUCGCAGAAUGAAGAAACGACGAGUAAGCAGGAAUUUACAUGUUUCGGGCAACAACGUACGAGGAGUCGCUGCUCCUCUCCUCGUCACCGUCGUUAUCGCCGCCGUUGUCGCCGUCGUUGUGAAUCGUCGCUGAAACGCUUAGAAGAGGGGAGGACAGGGUUAAGGGACCGAACGGGUUGUUCCAACGCCGCGACUUCCACGAGGGACUUCCCGGCCGCAUUUAGUUUUUCGUUUAAAAGCGGACGCGGUACCACGAUACCUAUUCAGUUUCACAUUUGACACGCGCUGUGUGUAACAGUGUCAAUCACCAUGAGGUCGUUCUCUUACCUCAUCGUGCCUGCAUCGCGCAUCCUGAUGCUCCUCCUCGGCGUCCUCCUCGGGCACACGGUCCUCGCCUCGCCCGUUAAACGCGUAAAUUUCGCCAAUGCCACCGAGUGCCCGAGGAUCGUCAGUCGGGAGGAAUGGAAGGCCAGGAAGCGUCUGGACUUUGAGCUGCUGCCGGUGACACCGACGCCGUACGUGGUGAUCCACCAUGGCGGUAUACCUAAAUACUGCACUGACCAGGAAUCGUGCUCCGCGAUCGUUCGAUCUUACCAGAAUCUCCACUUAGAUAACCGAGGCUGGUGGGACAUCGGUUACAAUUUCCUCGUCGGCGAAGACGGGAAUGUCUACAUGGGCCGCGGUUGGGACUACGUCGGCGCCCAUGCACCUGGUUACAAUACGCAGAGCAUCGGCAUAUGCGUUCUGGGAGAUUUCAGCGACUUUCUCCCGAACGCGGCCGCCCUGAAGACGCUGAACGAGCUGAUAGCAUGCGGGGUUUCACUCGGCAAGAUAAGCGACAAGUACAACGUGAUCGGCCACCGGCAGACACGGCCAACGGAGUGUCCUGGUGAAUCCUUCUACAAGUACGUAACCGCUCUUCCCCGUUGGACUUCGAGUCCGAUACCGCACACCACCACCACCACCACCACCACUACCACGACCACGACGACGGAGGCAGCGGAACGAAAGGGCAACAACGUGGAAGAAAACGGCAAAUCCGUCGCCUCAUGAUGACUCUUGCGCUUCCUCGCUCCUCUCGCUCCUCUCGCAAAGCAAAUGACAUUUACGUUGAACAUUACUACUACUACUCAACGCAAAAAGAAGACUUGACAGACCAAGAAGGACUCGCAGUAUCACAUCGAUGAGAUCAUCCCGCUCUUGUUGCGAGACGCUCGCACCAUUUACGUAAUCAUAGCUGGUAACUUAAUAUUCCUACUUUUUUCUCUUUUUUUUCUUUAACAAGUUGCGGAUGAGCAUGCACUUGACUAAGAGAACAGUCGCAGGCUAUUCUUGUAGGAUACAAAUGUAAUUUUAGUGCGCCGACAUUUCGGUAUGCCGGAAUAUGUUGAAUAACCGCUGCUACCUCUCUCUACGCGUUCGUUACGAAAGGUCUUCUUCGCUGGGGAAACGUCCGUCGUCCUUCAGUUCGUUCGUUCGUUCGUUCGUUCGUUCGUUCUACAGAGAACGGUUCUACCGAGAACAGGCUUGUGAAGGUAGUUCCCCCAUGUCCCAGAUUCCGCCAGUGCGCCAUGUGCGCGCGCUCGACAUCGAUGACACAAAUUAGUGACUAGAGUCAAUGACGCGAAUGAGACUUAUUAAUUGACGAGGACGACGUGUACUGUCGUCGAUACUGUACGCAGUUUAUCGUAAACACCGACGAGUGCUCCCGAUUACAUCGCUGUAGUCCGACGAAGGAGAUCGAUGUACGGGUUCGCGUGCCCGAGCCGUACUUUUGCGUACGCCUAUGGAACCGCAUGGGCCCCCCGCGAGGUCACGGCCUGCGUGUUUAAUUAGUUAAUAAUGAUAAUUGAAGAUCACCGCGCGACGUGAUUCUCUCCGGCGGGAUGAAUAUCUUCACGCAUGUAGUUUUGAUAAGAUCUCUGGGCGCCAGCGCAUACAUACUUCAUAAUUAUGUAAAUGGCCUGCAAAUUACGAUCGGAACCUUUUUACGGACGCCGAAACGAUCCCGUAGCGUGUAUGUCGGCGGAAGGACGCGGAAAGUAAGACCGUACACAAUUCUCACGGAGAUCGACCGCCGAUCGACACAGAAGCAAUUUCCGAAAAUUAUACAUAUGUGCAAAUUUUCGCGGACGACGACCAGACCAGCCACCGCUGACGGUCCUCUUCGAUUCCUCCUUGUCGGCGCGGAGAGCGUUACCGAGUUAUAUUUAAACGAUUGCGAGUUAUAUUUAAACGAUUGCGAAUAGCAGAAUUGAAAAAAGAAAGAAAUGAAAUAUCAAAUUGUCGAUUAAUCAUAAUGAUCGAUUGCAUCUCCCGGGAGAGUCAUUAAAUAUUGCGGGAGUCCAAUCGACAAGAUCGUCGGUAUCGCUUAAUGUAAGAUGACAUAUUCUCUACUUGGUACGUGUUCUUGUCAAGCACUCUGCGGAAAAAUGAGAGAAGAAAAUAAUCGAACUCCCCGGCGGGAGUCCCUAGCGCGUUUCGCCGGUCGUGCGAGUCAACUCGAACGGUCGGCUUCGAUCAUCGUGAACAUUGAACAUUGAAACGAUGCGUAUUUAUCGAUUAAUUCCAAAUAACGAUCGACUAAUCGGCACGCAUGAUCGACUUUUCAAUGUUCCUGAAAGAGUCUGUUCCUUUUAAACAGUACAAACGAGUAGUUAGUGACGUUGCGUCGCAAUUAUUUGUAUUUAUCGUUUUCGUCCAUUAAAGUAGAAUUAGACAGUGUUCCAUCUAUGUAUAUAAUAUUUAUGUAUAUCAUUUGACAAUGAA
Molecule: messenger RNA, 2989 nt
Organism: Harpegnathos saltator (Jerdon's jumping ant)
Lineage: Eukaryota; Metazoa; Arthropoda; Insecta; Hymenoptera; Formicidae
Product: peptidoglycan-recognition protein 2
Exons: 3
Coding region: 530-1273 (247 amino acids)
Biological process (GO): peptidoglycan catabolic process
Molecular function (GO): N-acetylmuramoyl-L-alanine amidase activity; zinc ion binding
Source: RefSeq, a predicted model, not a curated record